Epithele typhae is the source of this 1374-nucleotide messenger RNA. Its product is annotated as WLM-domain-containing protein. Bases 1 to 1374 code for a protein of 457 amino acids. The record is from RefSeq and is a predicted model, not a curated record. The transcript has 6 exons. NCBI's taxonomy places the organism in Eukaryota, Fungi, Basidiomycota, Agaricomycetes, Polyporales, Epitheliaceae.
AUGCCUGAAGUGUUCGUCAAGUCCUUCACCCACCUGAAAGACCGCCCAAAGGCAGAUGAAGCCCUCAAGAUCCUCCAGAGGGUCGCAUCCCUCGUGAAGCCCAUCAUGCGCAAGCGCGGUGGAUCCUUCCCGUUCUUGCAGAGUUCUUCCCGAGCGACCCCAGUCUUCUCGGUGAGGAUGAACGUGAAUGCGGGACAGAAGGUCCUUUGCGUCUCCGGCCUCCGCACGCGCCAGAUACGUUUUACGAGGAGGAGCAUCAUCGGCACAAUGUUGCACGAGCUACACAUAACGUGCACGGGCCGCACGACGAGAGUUCUACAAGUACCUCGCCAGUCUCGAGGACGAGUUCGAGUCCCUCCAGCGCUCCGGCUACGCAGGCGAAGGCUUCCACUCGAGGGCAAGCGCCUCGGCACCUCGGUCUCUCACAACCUCCCGCCCCACAUAGCGCGCCAGAAGGCCGCUGCCGCCGCGGAGAAGCGCAGGCAGGUCAGUGCCGUCCUCGGCGGGGGCGGCCGUCUGGGCUUGGGGGCUGGUGCCGUAGGAAGCAGGACGCCCAAAUCCCCGCGCGAGCUCGCUGCCGAGGCGGCUGAGCGGCGCGCAAGAGACGAGAAGGCGUGCGCGUCUGGCGAGGUGGCGCUCGUCGAGGCGGCGAAGGCGGCCAAAGAGAGCGUGCAGGACGACGUUAUCGACCUUACCGCCGACUCGGACUCGGAAGGGGAGGUAAUAAUCAUUGACGAGGACGAACACGUCGUGAUGUCUCCACUCCCCCUCACAUCUCCGGCCUCCGACGGCGCGCCCCCCGCCGCCUCAAAAGGCGGGUCGCACAGGUCGUCGUCCUCAAGCUCGCUCAGUGCGCUCUCAUCGGGGUCUGCAUCCUCGUCUUCUUCCCAAUCGCUCUCAGACUUCACCACCGCACUCCGCCCUGGGAACAUGCUGUCCCCCACCUCUGCCAGCUCCUUUAGCCCCUCCUCGUCGGGCACCUCCACCCCCGCGACGCGCCCCGCGCGCCCGACGGUCCGCCGCGUCCCGCACGGCGCCGGCUCCUCCACCCCGACCCUCCCCAAGCCGCGCUCCGUCUCCCGCCCGCCCACCAUGCUAGCCAAACGGCCCACGACGCCCCCGCCCACGCGCGCGGGCUCCGUGCGCGGCGGCGUCGGGGUGCCCUCUCCGCUCUCGAUCGUGCCCCAGGAGGAGAGCGCGUGGGCGUGCGCGCGCUGCACGCUCGUCAACGACGCGCUCGCGCUGCAGUGCACCGCGUGCCUCGGCGCGCGGCCGAGCCUCGCGGGCGCGGUGGAGGAGGCGGCGGCGGGGCGGGCGAGCAAGCGGCAUCGCGCGCCGGAGGCGGUGAGGAAGGAGGGGGUGGACGCGUCGUGA